CACCAUGUGGGCACUAACAGCCCUCUUUCUCCUAGUUCAAAGCAGUGGGCAAGCUGCUACACUGGAGAAGCCCUUAUUGUCUCUACACCCACCUUGGACCACCAUCUUCAAGGGGGAGCGGGUAACCUUGCGAUGUGAUGGAUACCACCCUGUGCUCCUGGAGCUCCGGCCUAUCAACACUCUCUGGUAUUUGGGCCACCUACUUCUGCCCUCCCAUAAGAAGAGCAUCGAGGUACAGACACCAGGAAUAUAUCGGUGCCAGACGCGGGGAGCACCUGUCAGUGACCCCAUUCAUCUCUCUGUAUCUAAUGACUGGCUGAUUCUGCAGGUGCCCUAUGCCGCGGUGUUCGAGGGCGAACCGCUGGUUAUGCGCUGCCGCGGCUGGUACGACAAGGUGGUCUACAAGCUUCACUACUACCACGAGGACCAGGCUGUACGCUAUUUCCACUCUAGCACCAACUACACAGUGUUGCAGGCGCGUGCGAGCGACAGUGGGCGUUACCAGUGUUCUGGCACCAUGCGCAUCCCGGUAGAGAGCGCGCCCAUGUUCUCCUCCAAGGUGGCUGUGACCGUGCAAGAGCUGUUCCAGACACCAGUGCUGAGGGUUAUGCGCCCUCAGGAGAUCCGCGGCGCAGCGCACCGCGGGGUGGUCCUGCGCUGCGAGACGCGCCUGCACCCACAGAAGCGCGACACGCCACUGCAGUUCGCCUUCUACAAGUACAGUCGCGCUGUUCGCCGCUUCGACUGGGGCUCUGARUACACGGUCCCAGAGCCCGAGGUCGAAGAGCUUGAAGCGUACUGGUGCGAGGCGGCUACCGCCACUCGCAGCGUCCGGAAACGGAGCCCUUGGCUGCAACUCCCAGGGCCGGGCUUCCCUCUGGAUCAGGCGUCCACCACCGCUCCAGCUCCACAAGCUGCAGCCUUCGCUCCAGGUAACAAGCCGUUCUCCUUCAGAAAGCCCCCAGUGUCCAGAUCGGUCCAGUCCGUCACCUCCAUCCCAAAYGCCACCUUAGCUGGGCUGCAGUUCCCAGGAGGCAGCGCCCCCACUGUUGAGUCACCCGCCUGCGCUCCGCCGACGCUCUUGGAACAAUCCGCUGGAGCUCUGAAACCCAAWGUAGACCUUUUGCUCCAAGAAAUGCAGCUACUCAAAGGCCUUUUGAGCCGGGUGGUUCUGGAAUUGAAGGAGCCACAAGUCCUCCCAGAGUUCAAGGGAACACCCGAAACCCCCACUUCCCACUUUGCUUUGAGCCGGGGAACCCUCGAGACGACUCCUGUGGAGAGCUGAAUUACGGAUACCUUCUUCUCUCCAGGUUCAUUUUCUCAGAUCUCUCCUACUUCCCCUAGCGCGCAGACCUUUCUGAGCUAUCUCUGCGUCCCUUUGUUUUGCUGUGGUUUUAAAAGAAGUCCGUAUAAAGUGUGGUGGUUGAUGAUUUCGACCUCACACAGCAGCUGGUAACCACAAGCAUUGUCUUUGAUGUG
Messenger RNA from Urocitellus parryii (Arctic ground squirrel), 1479 nucleotides. RefSeq names its product Fc receptor like B (gene Fcrlb). The record is from RefSeq and is a predicted model, not a curated record. Gene Ontology annotation, biological process: cell surface receptor signaling pathway; immunoglobulin mediated immune response. Gene Ontology annotation, molecular function: transmembrane signaling receptor activity. Gene Ontology annotation, cellular component: external side of plasma membrane. NCBI's taxonomy places the organism in Eukaryota, Metazoa, Chordata, Mammalia, Rodentia, Sciuridae.